Cynoglossus semilaevis (tongue sole) is the source of this 755-nucleotide messenger RNA. RefSeq names its product biogenesis of lysosomal organelles complex-1, subunit 3 (gene bloc1s3). Bases 87 to 674 code for a protein of 195 amino acids. The record is from RefSeq and is a predicted model, not a curated record. Gene Ontology annotation, cellular component: BLOC-1 complex. The transcript is spliced from 5 exons. Lineage: Eukaryota; Metazoa; Chordata; Actinopteri; Pleuronectiformes; Cynoglossidae.
GACGGCACUUCCUGAUUUCUCAUGUGAUUUGUUUGUCACGACAUAACUGGGACGGUUUAAAAUUCUGUCGUCGUUUUUUGAAAGCCAUGUCCAGUCGGUACCAGAUUGUAGUGCAAGGUGAAGCAUCUGAGACAGACUCCGACGAUGAAGUCUACAUCACUUCUCUGCCUCCUCCUCAGAGUGCCACGGGUGGAGCCAAGGUUCCCGGUGAAGCCUCUGAAACAGACAGUGAGGAGGACGUAGAGCCGUCAAACCGAGCCACAGUCGUGAGUCAGGACAGCCCCCAGAUUCUCAGGCGAGACCUGCCUCCUUUGAUUGUGGUCAGAGAUCAUCCUGAUAUACAGUCCGUCGUUGAGGACAGACCAAGUCCGACUCACAGGGCACAUGGUGAAACGCUUUUACAACAUAAGCUACAGGAGUCCAACAGUCGGCUCUAUAACGACGUCUCACAGACACUACGGCAGGUUUACAGCGGGGCCACCAAGGAGGUGCGCAGUGCCACCGCUCAGCUGAACACGUCGCAGAGCGCCAUCAUCAAUGCCUCUCACAGCAUCAGAUUGAUUCUGGAUGACCUGAAGGCUGUUUCUGAGAAGAUUGAUAUUAUCACGAGCUGUCAAAUACUGCCGGACAUUAACUUCAGUCAUUCCAACACUGACACAGUUGCGGCUCCUUAAAGGAAACAGGAGCAGUGUAAGCCUCCAUUAUGGCUUCAAACAUAAUAAAUGGACACUACUGAUGUGGAAAAAAGAAAAAAA